CAACGACACUUUUUUGGAAUACGGCACGGCACAUGAGGACGUAGCCUUCCCAGCCGAAGCGCGAAAAAAAAAUUACUCCUGUUCAUUUUCUUUCUUGGUCCGCGCCCCACAUUGGAAGUGAAGGCGUGGUAGAGAUGGACAGGUGAUCUCUGUAUUGACACGACCGAACUCAUGCCUUUGCAAAAGUCGUUUUCGGAGCAAAAUGGCUCCCUCAAGGCUCGCCAGAACUGGUCGAAAUCUAAAAGCCACAGCUUUGCAGGGCCUCAAUCUGCGAAUCGAACUGCAUCAGCCAGACCUCUCGAACCAGUCUCCGCGGUCACGAAGAACAAAUUGAACGCAUUCAGCUUCCACGCACCCGUAGCCGAGUCGAGCAAUAGCCAUGCGAACCACACUGUCGAUUCUACGACCAUGGACAGAGGAAUGGAGGGCGGAAAGCCCGAGGACGACAAAAGUCUGCCGGCGAACAACAAGAUCACCUCAACACCCAUCAGCCGGCUAGCAUGGCAAGAUCUGAUCGGCAUGCCGGAGAUCAAGGAGACAGAAGAGGACGCCAGUCCCCAAGAGCGACUCACUUGGGAUGCUAGACAAGGACCACAGGUCUCGUACUCCCCGAUCGUGCCACGCAGGAGGAAUAGGAAGAGAGCACGAAGCUCAUCACCGACGUCUUCCCCCGCCAGCUGCACGAAGCCAAAAGCACCAGCUGUGAACGUUCAGCAACUGUCGCGUGCUUUGAAGUCCCCUCACGCUGACCCAGCCAUGGAGCUUUGGGACCGCUUCUCGCUCAGCGGCUCGCACUCGACGACCCCGUCCGGGGCGAAAAAUCCAGCCUUGGCACAGCUCAUGGUCUCUUCCUCGCCACAGCCCCGACAAGCGAACAGGGUGAAUAAUGCUGCGUCCGGCGAGAGCAGUCUACGAAGAGCGAUAAGUUGCGGUACAAAUUGGCCAAAACGGCGGCGGCUGGAUCGACAAGAGUCCGCUCGGUCAGCCGACGCUGCCUACGAAGGGAGCCCGACUGGCUCUUCCAAGACGUCCAUGGUCAAUGCUUUGCUGCGCAACAUGAAUGGCGAGCUCAAUCGAUCCCAAACGAGCGCAGAAGCCCAAGACGAUAUGCAAUCUCCGACCGCGAAACGGUCGAUACGAGCGGGUGUCAUGGACUUGGAGCAGUCUCCGAGCAGGAAGGCCAAAUCGCGGGAAUCGUCUCAGCAGACUGCUUAUGAGGAGCUCGGAGAACAGCCGACACGGGACUUGGCAAAUCCGGCCAGAAUCGCCGACGAAUUCGACUUUAGGGACGACGAUUUCGACGAUUUCGACGAUGAUACACUCCUGGAGCUAGAUAACACGCUCUCUGCAAAACCACAACCUGAAUCAAGAGAAGCUCUGCCAGCUCAACCGACUCACCACCAGCCAUCAACCAAAUCCAUAACUCAACCAAUUGCAGACACAUCUGACGACGAGUUUGCUGAUAUGGACGACGUCUUUGCCGCUGCAGAGACACUGGUGUCCCAGCUUGACGGGGGCCAUAAUACCGAUGCUGCCAAGACAGCUGAGGGUGCACUUGUCGAGGACGAAUAUGGCGACGAUCUUGGGGUUGACUUUGACUUUGACGCAGCCGAGUUAGCUGCUACUCAAUCCGUCCAGCAAGCAGGCCGCUCGGUCCCUCUUGUACGUAGGUGGCAUCUUUCAUAAGGCUCGAGACAUUGUACACUAAACAAACUCAGGCAGGGAAUAAACCUAAGACUAUUCAACGCUAUCUUGUAAGCAAAGUCU
Messenger RNA from Microdochium trichocladiopsis, 1767 nucleotides. RefSeq lists its product as uncharacterized. The coding region runs from base 172 to 1686 and encodes 504 amino acids. The transcript has 2 exons. NCBI's taxonomy places the organism in Eukaryota, Fungi, Ascomycota, Sordariomycetes, Xylariales, Microdochiaceae. The record is from RefSeq and is a predicted model, not a curated record.